Molecule: messenger RNA, 926 nt
Organism: Nannospalax galili (Upper Galilee mountains blind mole rat)
Lineage: Eukaryota; Metazoa; Chordata; Mammalia; Rodentia; Spalacidae
Gene: Hrct1
Product: histidine rich carboxyl terminus 1
Exons: 1
Coding region: 150-515 (121 amino acids)
Source: RefSeq, a predicted model, not a curated record
CCAAAUAGGCCUCACCCACAUUCCCUGGCUGUUUUCCAGCCUGCAGGAACUGAAACAACCCAGUUCAGUGACUGUGAGGACUGAGCAGAGGCUGUUGAAGGGGAGAGAGCAGGGAGCCACUGAGUGAAGAGGGACUCUCUGGCUUCCAGAUGCUAGGCCUCCUGGGGAGCAUGCCCUUUGUGGGCUGGAUCAUAGGUGCUGUGGUGACUGUCCUGUUACUGCUACUGCUGCUGGCCACCUGCCUUUUCCACAGAUCACAGGACCCUGAUGUGGAGAGGAACCAAGUCCGGCGAGCCCAGCCUCGACUCUUCCAUGGCCGGCCCCGGGGUCUCCCGGGAAUCUUUCACCAUCGCCAUCACCAUCACCCUGGCCAUGUGUCUCAGGUGCCCAGUGCAGGCUUCCAUCACCACCACCACCACCACCACCAGCUUCACCGCCAGCAUCACCAUUUCCACAAUUCUCCUCACCACCACAACCACCGCCACCACCACCAUGCUCACAGAGCUCACCCCUGAGGCCUGUGGAUGGAAGCUACCUGGACCCUGUUGCUUCCAUGGAAAAGGAUGUGUCUUAGGGUAAAUGGGGUUCUGGGAAAUCCUGCUUGAGUUUCACUUGUAUAGCGUGUCCCUCCCCCACCAUGUAACAGACCCAAGGACCACCAGGGGUGACCCUACAGACCGUACAGGCUUGGGAUUGGAGAACAAGGCUGACUGGACACUCCACCUUGUGGCUGUAAAUCUGGAGUCCCUGGAAGUGACAAGGGUGUCUGGCAGAACCAGAGCACAGGUGGAUAUGAAACACUCAUCUGACUUUUCCCUGUGGAAGCUGGAGAGGUCUUGCAAGGCCCUUUCUGAUGCACAAUAUGGUAUGGGGCUACACAGGUGCUUGGCUAGAGGAAAUAAAAGCCAGCAGAAAGCUUUUGUAAA